Miniopterus natalensis is the source of this 3117-nucleotide messenger RNA. It is a transcript of the gene ZNF175, whose product is annotated as zinc finger protein 175. Gene Ontology annotation, molecular function: DNA-binding transcription repressor activity, RNA polymerase II-specific; RNA polymerase II cis-regulatory region sequence-specific DNA binding. The record is from RefSeq and is a predicted model, not a curated record. Gene Ontology annotation, cellular component: nucleoplasm. Gene Ontology annotation, biological process: negative regulation of transcription by RNA polymerase II; regulation of immune system process; regulation of cytokine production. NCBI's taxonomy places the organism in Eukaryota, Metazoa, Chordata, Mammalia, Chiroptera, Miniopteridae.
GCUUCCAGAUGCCCACACAGCUUCGGGCUCCUGGGAAAUGUGGAGUUGUCUGCAAGAGAGACCAAGAGCUGAAGCCCAGAGAGGACAUGCCUGCUGAUGUGAAUUUGCCCCAGCAGCCCCAGGUCCUGUGUCCAGAGGAGCAGGAUGGAUCAUGUGAGGGAUCAGUGUCAUUUGAGGAUGUGACCAUGGACUUCAGUAGGGCGGAGUGGCAGCAACUCAGCCCUGCCCAGAGAUGCCUGUACCUGGAUGUGAUGCUGGAGAUCUAUAGCCACCUAUUCUCUAUGGGGUCUCACAUUCCCGACCCAGAGGUCAUUUUCAGGAUGGAAAAAGAAAAGGAGCUAUGGAUAGAGGAGGCUGAACUCCCACAUCAGAGGCAUCAAGAAAUGAAGUUUGGUCUUAAAACCCCACAACAGGAAAUUUCUGGAAGAGCUUCAUUUCAUAAUGAUAUGGUGGACAAAGUCCCAAGGGAUGGCUCUUGGUAUUAUAUUUUAGAAGAACUGUGGAAAGAUGCUGACCAUACAGAAAGAGAGCAGCAAAAUCAAAAUAAACCACAUUAUAGGGCUCCCCUCAACAAGAAAAAAUUGAAUACAAAGAGAGAUUGUGAAUAUAAGGACCCUGGGAAAAUCACUCAUGUGAGGCCUCACCUUGUUUCUUCACAAAAAAGACCUCGUAAACAUUGUUCAUUUGCAAAAACUUUGAAGCCUAACCUAGAAGUCAAUUGUCAAAAUCAAAGCAGUACCACAAAACACCUUGAUGAGAUUAUUGGAUCUGGUCAGCUACUCACCCAUAGCUCUUCCAAUGCUAGCUGCAAGAACAUUCAUACAGGAGAGAACGUCUGUAAACGUAAUCAAUGUACGAAAGUCCUCAACCAUAAACAGUCAGUUGCACGACCUCAAAUUCAUACCCAGGAGAAACCAGAUAAAUGUACUGAAUGUGGGAGAGACUUCAUGCAGAAGUCACACCCCAUCAAGCCACAGAGAUUCCACAGUGUUGAAAACCUCCAAGAACGCAGCAAAUGCAGAAAAGCCUUCACCUCACAACCAAAAUUUGGUGAAUAUCUGACAGAUCACACAGGUAACAAACCUUAUAUAUGUAAGGAAUGUGGAAAAGCCUUCAUUCAGAGGUCAGAGUUGAUUAUACACCAGAAAACUCACACUAGAAAGAAGCCCCAUAAAUGCCAUGAAUGUGGAAAAGACUUUUUCCAGAUGCUCUCUCUCUUCAGACAUCAGCGAAUUCAUACUAGAGAAAAACUCUACAAAUGCAGUGAGUGUGGGAAAGGCUUCUCCCAGAAUUCGACCCUUAUUAUACAUCAGAAAAUUCAUACUGGUGAGCGGCAGUAUGCAUGCAGUGAAUGUGGGAAGGCCUUCACCCAGAAGUCAACGCUCAGCUUACACCAGAGAAUCCAUUCAGGGGAAAAGUCCUAUGUGUGUAUCAAAUGUGGGCAGGCCUUCAUCCAGAAGGCACAUCUAGUUGUGCACCAAAGAAGUCACACAGGAGAGAAACCUUACAAGUGCCACAACUGUGGGAAAUCAUUCAUUUCUAAGUCACAACUCGAUAUACAUCAUCGAAUUCAUACUGGGGAGAAACCUUAUGAAUGUAGUGACUGUGGAAAAACCUUUACCCAAAAGUCACACCUCAAUAUACACCAGAAAAUUCAUACUGGAGAAAGACACCACAUAUGCAGUGAAUGUGGAAAAGCCUUCAACCAGAAGUCAAUACUCAGCAUGCAUCAGAGAAUUCACACUGGAGAGAGGCCUUACAAAUGCAGUGAGUGUGGGAAAGCCUUCACUUCCAAGUCACAGUUCAAAGAGCAUCAGCGAAUUCACACUGGAGAGAAGCCCUACGUAUGCAGUGAAUGUGGGAAAGCUUUCAAUGGGAGGUCAAAUUUCCAUAAACAUCAGAUAACUCACUCUAGAGAGAGAACUUUUGCCUGUUACACAUGUGGGAAUUCCUUCAUUCAGAAAUCAGAGUUGAUUACACAUCAGAGAAUUCAUAUUGGAGAGAAACCUUAUGAAUGCUAUGACUGUGGGAAAUCCUUCAGUAAGAAACCACAACUCAAAGUACAUCAACGAAUUCACACAGGAGAGAGACCCUAUGUAUGUUCUGAAUGUGGGAAGGCCUUCAACAAUCGAUCAAAUUUUAAUAAACACCAAACAACUCAUACCAGAGACAAAUCUUACAAAGCAGUUAAUUCUGUGAAAGGCUACACCUAGAAAUCAAUACCCAGUACAAAUUAAUGGAUACAGAAAUGAAACAAACACUCUGAAUUUCUUGAAGAAAAAUAAUCUCAUGAGUCAGAUUUAAUUGUAUAUUUUGGAUUCAGAAAAAAAAUCUGUGCAUUGCAUGUCACAAAGUUCCACAUUCUUCUAUGUGAAGGAAUUACUCAGAAAAGAACUUUUAAGAAUGAGUAGAAUUUUCCAUAUUUGUGGUAUCCUUGUUAAGGAUUAUAAAACUCAUCUGGGGAAGAAAUUGUGGCUAAUGUCUUGAGAAAAGUAUUUCUGUAGAAAGGGAUAAAAGUCAGAUUGGAAAUCAUGUUAAUGAUAACUGUGUUCAAUGUGAGAUAUCAAUAUUUUUAAAGUGCCAGCAAACAACAGGACAAUUAUGUAUGUAUGUAUGUAUGUGUAUUUGUAUGUAUAUUUAUAUAUGUAUGUAUAUUUACACACACACACCCUCAGUUCUGUAGUGUUUGCUACAAAAUCCACUGCAUAACAGGAGGUGUGGAUAGAUGAUAUACUUUUUAAAGAAUGUAAUGAUUAAAUUUAGUCCUUAUUGAUAUUUAUAUCUUGAGAUUGCACAGCCAAUAAUUGUUCAUUUCUUUAUGUAGACACAUGAAUGUGCGUUUUGGUAAAUGCGUAAAUGUGACUGUAUAAUGUAUACUGGUAUUCAUAAUGUAGUGUUUCUCUUUGUUCGUGAAUAGCUCAGCUCUACCCUCGCUUUUUCUUUCCACUCCACCAUCUGUGAUAAGCCUCGUGGAUAACCAGUGUAUGGACUGGUUAUGGACUCUCUAAUAUUUUUACACAGGCUCCUAAUCAUACACACCAGGAGCAGGCAAAUGCUACCAGCUAAGUCUGGUCUGCCACCUGUUUUUUUAAAUAAAAUUUUAUUAGGACACAUUCA